This is a messenger RNA of Thrips palmi, 996 nucleotides long. Its product is annotated as lisH domain-containing protein FOPNL-like. The transcript is spliced from 4 exons. The coding region runs from base 534 to 860 and encodes 108 amino acids. NCBI's taxonomy places the organism in Eukaryota, Metazoa, Arthropoda, Insecta, Thysanoptera, Thripidae. Gene Ontology annotation, molecular function: protein binding. The record is from RefSeq and is a predicted model, not a curated record.
CGCGCCGCUUAUCGAGGGAAUGACACAACCCUCGCGAGCCGCAGCUGCCGCCACAUUCUAGCACGCGAUUGCAUCUUCAAUCGAAACGCUUCAGUCUGGGUUCGCCUCUGACAUCCUGAUAGCGUCAAGGACACGGAUUUGGCGGUUUGAUUGGUAUUGGAGACAGGGCGACGCGGCCGCGAUGGUUUUGCGGAGUGCGCCGUGCGGCACGUGGAGACACAAGCCCGUGUUUUCAACUGCAAAAUAUUUUUAAAAGAAUGGAACAAAGGUUAGGUUAGGCAGGUGGCUCGCCAGGAAAGCAUUCAGUCCGUCAAGAGGUUCAUGAGCUGGGUAUCUUCAUCUCUCGAUGAUAGCGAUUCGGUAGUACUCGGACAUCACAAUCACAUCCAUCCAGUGCGGUGACGUUGCAAACGAGCCAUGCCAAGGUCGGGAAGCGCGCGCACUCACACACACACACUGAAGACAAGAUUCUGUGCCGUCCCAUGUGAGCACGCGAGCUCAGUCUGCUGCUGCAACGCCGUGACUUGAAUGCCAUGAAGUGUGUUCUGGAUGACAAGGGUGACUUGUCAGAAGUAAGAGCUCAGCUGGAAGAACAGAUGGUGUCUGGACAGAACAAUGCAAUUACAACCAGAUUUAGCAAACCAACAAUGCCGCCAGAAAUCAUUCUUGCAAAUCAUCUAAUACGCCAAUAUUUGGAAUCUGUCGGACUCCACAAAACUGCUUCAGUCUUAUGCACAGAGAGUGGGUUGCCAGGCUCACCAGUUCCUGAAGAAGUUUUUAAGUCAACCAUGUCAUCUGUCCCGCAGUCUGGAGAAAAACCUUUACUACAGAAUAUGAUUGACAAAAUACUUAACAGUUAAAGUUGAAAAAAAGAACAUUUAAUCUGUACUCCCCAAAAAAUUGCAAUUAAUAUGUGCCUUGUAGACUGAAUUCAUAAGACAGUAUUUUAUAAAUUGUACAUUAAGAAAUGAAAUAAAGGAUUAGAUCUAUGUAGCA